Molecule: messenger RNA, 474 nt
Organism: Papaver somniferum (opium poppy)
Lineage: Eukaryota; Viridiplantae; Streptophyta; Magnoliopsida; Ranunculales; Papaveraceae
Product: zinc finger MYM-type protein 5-like
Exons: 1
Coding region: 1-474 (157 amino acids)
Source: RefSeq, a predicted model, not a curated record
AUGAAUGAGAAUGAUGUUAAUGUGAACGUCAAUGACGAUGUAAAUGCUGGGGUUAAUACUGAAACGAAUGCAAAUGUAAUGAACGAAGAUAACAUGGAAGAACCAAUUGAUACAUAUGAUCCAAAAAAUUGGAACAUAAUUGAUCAAAAGUUAAUUGAUAUUCUUGUGGAGAAAGGUCCUAUAAGGGUUAGUGAUUUUGAAUUUCCUUAUGACAACAUCUCUGGAAAAUGUUUUUUGGUCACGUAUUAUACAAAAAGUUUAACGAAUUUGGAGAAGCAAGAUAGAAGGUGGCUUAUAUAUUCAAUUUCUUUGGACAAGGUGUUUUGUUUUUGUUGCAAGUUGUUCAAGAAGCGUGAGAAUACUAUGCAAUUAGCUAACGAUGGUUCAAUGAUUGGAAUAAUCUUUGUGGAAGGAUUCAAGGGCAUGAAAAGAGUGAUGAGCACCGAGAUUGUGUGCAUAUGUGGCUCGAGUUAG